AUGUGGACCUAUGUAUCCUUGAUGCGCCUUGAGAUAGGUGGAUGGACCUGUUCGAAGCGAAUAAUCAGUGUGAAGAACCCCCAUCUUUCAGGCAUCCCAGACAUAAUUCUCGUGAUGACAAGGCAUCACCAGCGUCCUUCACAAGAUAAAGCCCAGCGUCGCCGCUCACAUGUCGCAAACAUUGAUCGGGGCAUCAUCCGGGCGCGAUCAGCUGCUACCCGUUUCCGUGCCAAGGCUGACCCUUCAAUUCGUGUUCGGGGUUUCAUCUGUCCGACCACGGCAUAUAGAAAGACGGCCAACUGUGGGUCGUUAUCCCUUCAAUUUUUUGCGAAAAUUGAGGAGGUUUUCUUUUCUAACGACUUCUUGUUGUAUCGCGCCGUCCUCCGCUUUAUUCACAGCACGUCCGACCUUCUCGCAAGGUUGCUCCGCCACCACGAACGUCAGCAAAGCACCAACCUCACUACGUCACCACCAUCACAGUCUGGCUGUGCGAUAAGACAUCACAACCUAUACAUUGAACCUUACUUCUAUCGUAUUGCAUGGGUACUUUCUACGAAUUUCUGUGGGAGAUACACACUCAACAUCCAUGGUCGGGAUUGA
Molecule: messenger RNA, 600 nt
Organism: Alternaria alternata
Lineage: Eukaryota; Fungi; Ascomycota; Dothideomycetes; Pleosporales; Pleosporaceae
Exons: 2
Coding region: 1-600 (199 amino acids)
Source: RefSeq, a predicted model, not a curated record